Messenger RNA from Xyrauchen texanus (razorback sucker), 3553 nucleotides. RefSeq names its product syndecan 2 (gene sdc2). Gene Ontology annotation, biological process: cell migration. The record is from RefSeq and is a predicted model, not a curated record. Lineage: Eukaryota; Metazoa; Chordata; Actinopteri; Cypriniformes; Catostomidae. Gene Ontology annotation, cellular component: cell surface; membrane. The transcript has 5 exons. The coding region runs from base 354 to 983 and encodes 209 amino acids.
UGGCUCGACAGUAGAGCUUCACUUCAGAAGAGACCUCACGUUAAAUUCACCUUUACGACACAAUACAGCAUUAAACGCGGACGGCCUUAGAUUUAACGUACAUGACUUUUCAAAACAGUUAAAAAAAUAUCUAUUUUAGGGUUAAAAAAAAGUGCGCUGAGGAAUAAGAAGAGAAUGCAACACGAAUCCUGUGGGAUUUGAGUCCUGAGAGAGCGAGUGAGAUUGGAGCAAGAGAGAGAGAAAGGGAGAGCGCGCAAGGGAAGCAGCAGAAGAGUUUCUUUUAAAGUGGAAACCGACGGAGGGGCGAUAUUCACCCUUUUCUCGACUGAAGACGCACAUCUUUCUAAGGAAUUAUGAGGAACCUUUGGAUGAUAUUAACCCUCGGCUUCACAGUCUUUCUUUCGGGGGAAAGGAUAGCGGUCUCAGCGGCCAAAUCCCCCUCCACAACCGAUGACUUAUACCUGGAGGACGCCGGAUCAGGAGGUUACCCCGAAGAUGAUGAUGACUUCAGCUCUGGAUCAGGAUCAGGAACUGGAGAUGAGAUCGAGGAAGCUGCCACAGUAAACACAUUGUUCAUCGUGCCUAAAGCAGAGCCCACACAGGACUCAACCAAAGACUUCACACCGAAAGUGGAGACAUCUUCCGCCCGCGAUGUCCCCAUAGACAAAAAGAAACGAGUUAAGACAGAGCCCCCAGUUCUUGCUACAGAGGACUCGCGCAGAAACCCAGUCACAAGCACCACCAGCCUCCCUCGAUCCCCAUUGGAUCCCCUAAAUGUCCAGUCUGAAAAUCUCUUCCAGAGGACAGAGGUUUUGGCAGCUGUCAUUGCGGGCGGAGUUAUCGGCUUCCUCUUCGCAAUCUUCCUCAUCCUCCUUUUGGUGUACCGCAUGAGGAAGAAGGACGAAGGCAGCUACGACCUCGGCGAAAGGAAGCCCUCUGGUGCAGCUUAUCAAAAAGCUCCCACUAAGGAGUUUUAUGCAUAGACUCACUCAUAGAAACCAAGCUUCACCAAGCAGAGUGAUGGUCUACUAUCAAUGACUACGACAAACUUGUUCUGAAUUAAAAUCAUACAACAUGACUGAAGAAAAAAUAACAUAAAAGAAAGCUUUUGCUUAGAGUAUUGUAAUUAAGACCUUUUCUUUCUUUUAAUGAGAAAAAGCAAGUGUUGCUUAUUUUAUGGCAAAUCUCUCUCUGUAUUUAAACAUUUAUUUUCGGUGUAUUUGAAAAGGCUGAAAAGACAACCACAAUCUGUAAAGGUGAGGAUAUAUCCCAAUCUGUCUUCUGUCAAAGGAGCUGUUUUAGUCACUGACUACUUUUUAACUGUAGCAGUAUGUAUUUGUAAAGAACAUUUUUAAAGUGGAAUAAUUGAAUAUAAUUGUUCUGGAUCAUUUCUCAUCUUAUUUCUUUGAUUUAAUUUUUUUUGUCCUAGCAUGUCUGAUGUUGACCAUAAGUGUAUUUCAUUAAUUUAUCUUUUCUCUGAUUUAAAAAAAUGCCUUUUGGAUUAACUCUGAGUCGAUGUAAGUGUUUUCCUGCAGGUUACAAUUUUUAUUUGUUUUUAUUUCACAAUAACUCUGUUAGAACGACAGAUCAUGUGAUGUUUUGUUUUAUGUUCGCUUUUUCAGUUCUUGGUCUCAGAUCUGAACAAAUUUGUUCAAAGACCCACGCGUCUUGCAAAAUUGUUUUCAGUAGUUCGCUGAACACUGAGGCUUCAUCUACGCUUGAGCCCUGCAGUGUUUUUAAGUUAAGAAAAAUGACCAGUGCUAUUUGAAUACUCCCAUACAUCAGUUCUCUUUGUCCACGUCAUGGCGAUUCUAAAUCUGCCCUCAGAUGUCUGAAGAGAGCUAGAUUUAUCGAAUUGAUGAGCCCAUAGCCUUCCCUCCAUUACUCUGUUCUUAUAAUGAGAGGAUGAGGUACCUCAGACUGACUCCUCUUGGGGCCCUGACAUGGCCUACCCAUCCCUAGAUGUACAUUUGAUCAGAGCCAGUUCUGAUGUUUUGGUGAUGAAAGCCUCAAGACAGAUUCUGCUGUGAUCUGUUUUUAUUAGCUCAUCAAGAAAGUAGAUACAAUGUUUUGCUGUUACAGGGAGCAUCUCUCCUACUGGAACUAAACAUGCUAGAAAGUUCAGUCAACAUAUAUUGAAAUGGACUCUACAGUGGAAUCGUUGUUGAUGUUAAUUUCUUUUGUGGUUUCCAGUGGUACAAGUUCGGAAUUGGUUGGUAAUCAUAUAUAAUGUAUCAACUACAUCAAAAUCACUUGUCAUAGCUAAAAUGAGGUUGAUCCAUAAUAGUGCUCAUCAAAACCAUUAGUUAGGCAAGAUCAGUAUGACUAAACAAGCGCCGCCUCACUCUCUUUUCAUUCAUAUAAAGGUUCAUAUGAAGUUGUGAAGCAUUGUGAAUCCAUUGUGAAUCCACUCUUGCUUGAUUUCUGAAUCUGUCCUUUCUCGCACCCUUGUUCCUCUGUAAAACUGUACCCAACUGUGACCACCCCUAAGUGACUGGACUGACCCGUACCCAUCUAAGCUGGAGCUGAACAAAGCAAGGUAUUGAGAGAACACCGGCAAACCCAAAGACUCAUUUGAUUUUUACAUUGCUGUGUAUUCCUUUGGCCACACUUGAGUUUUUAUUUUGUUUCAUUUAUAGCUGUUAGUUUUUGUUUCUGUUUUGACUAGAAAUAUGACCAUUGAGUCUAAUUACGUAUUCAUGUAUGGGACAAAUCUAUAUAGAAUUAUAUAUAAAUGUAUAUUCACAAAUGUUUUAAACCUUCAAAGUGCCUACCAUUUGGAAACGUUCAAAUGUCUGACUUGGUUCCAGAUGAUUUGUGCGCCAGAAUGGCUAGAGUGAUCGAAUCAUGUAAGCACAGCAGACUGAAAUGAUAACUUUUUUUAGUUGUACAAAAAGCAGACAGUAUUGUACCUAUAAGUUAACAACACUACUGAAUAAACAUUGUGGCCUAAUUUUGCUUUUCGCACUUUUUAAAAACUUUUUAAUCGGUCUAUCAAUCUCACUAGCUAGCUAUUUAUCAAUGUCUGUUAACCCAUCUCUAUCUCUGUCUAAUUAUUGUAGGUAGUUGAAAGCAAACUAUUGGAGUAUGUAAUGCCAUGUAUGAAAAAUUCUUCCCCUGUGUCUAGAAUCUCAUGCAGGGACUAUAAAAUGGGAACCAAAGGGAUUAAAUGCUGAGAGUGUUUACACAUGGGCUCAGCACUGCAGAUUACUUGUGUAUUUAUUAAUCUUUAUUGGUUCUCCUCUGGGAUUACUGUUCCAAAGCUUGAUCCCAGUGGCUCUCUUAUUCAGAUCAGUGUCCUGGAUGGUGGAAUACAAAUGAUUGACCUUGUGGAAAGAUAAAUCUGAACAUUGCUGUCCAAGAUCAUGCCUGUGUUUGUAUUCACAGCAACCAAACUGCCAUGUCUUUUUAUUUUACUGGGAGGGCAUUGUAAAAAUAUAGUCGUAGUAGCCUAUAAUCUGUUAUAGUACACUGUAAAAAAUGAAUGCCAUAUUGUAUUCAGGUUGAUUCAGUCAUAUUAAAUAUUUGAUUUGAUUUGAAUAAAACAGUUAAU